This is a messenger RNA of Photinus pyralis (common eastern firefly), 2269 nucleotides long. Its product is annotated as beta-galactosidase-1-like protein 3. Gene Ontology annotation, biological process: carbohydrate metabolic process. Lineage: Eukaryota; Metazoa; Arthropoda; Insecta; Coleoptera; Lampyridae. Gene Ontology annotation, cellular component: vacuole. The record is from RefSeq and is a predicted model, not a curated record. The transcript is spliced from 2 exons. Bases 189 to 2168 code for a protein of 659 amino acids. Gene Ontology annotation, molecular function: beta-galactosidase activity.
AAGCGGUCUUACGACUGGUACAGCUGACCAACGGUAUUCGGGAUUGAAAGAUUAAAAUCGUUCUAUUCCGUUAUACUCGGCGUAUUUAAGUGGGUACUUAUAUCAUCAAUGAUUAAAAACAGUUGCACGGUGUGACGUUUGUGUUCUGUGGUGUUUUUGUCCAUAAGUCUGUUCGUUAACCCUGAACGAUGACCGAACUUCCAACCUUGUACCAAUACUACACCGCGGGCGGUAUUAACGCCGGUCUUUCUACGGCACAAGAAUAUUUUACUCUUAACAACAGGAACAUUACAAUUUAUAGUGGAGCGAUGCAUUACUUCCGGAUUCCGAGGGAUUAUUGGAGGAUUCAUUUACGUAAAAUGCGAGCCGCGGGAUUAAACGCCGUUGAAACGUACGUGCCAUGGAAUCUGCACGAACCAGAACCAAACAGCUUCGAUUUUGGGACAGGUGGGUCGGAUAUGGAAGAGUUUUUAGAUUUGGCCCAAUUUUUGAAAACCGCCCAGGAAGAAGAUCUACUUGCAAUUGUUCGCCCCGGUCCGUAUAUCUGCUCAGAGUGGGAAUUUGGGGGAUUUCCCAGCUGGCUAUUGCGAAUAAAGAAUAUCAAGCUGAGAACUGCGGAGGAAAAUUACAUGUCGGCUGUGAGGAGAUUCUAUAAUGUGCUCUUACCUAUUCUGGCCGCUUUUCAAUUUACAAAAGGCGGUCCCAUUAUUGGCUUUCAGAUUGAAAAUGAGUACGGGAGCACCGAACAGAAAGGAAAAUUUGUCCCCGAUAGGCAAUAUUUGACUCAAUUAUUGCAAGUGUAUCUCACCCAUGGAAUUGUAGAGCUACUCUUUACUUCCGACUCACCGUCAACACAUGGCAGUGUUGGUACUUUACCAGGAGUCCUUUUCCAGACUGCCAACUUUGGCUCUAACCCGGAAAAAGAUUUUGAUCGUCUAAAGCAAUUACAACCAAACAAACCAGCGAUGGCCAUGGAGUAUUGGGGUGGCUGGUUCGAUCACUGGUCCGAAAAACACCACACAAGAAAAAAUUCGGACUUCAACAACGUCCUCGAGAGGAUUCUGCGGUAUCCCGCCUCUUUCAACAUCUACAUGUUUAUAGGUGGCACAAACUGGGGCUUUCUUAACGGAGCUAAUAUUGCCGAUGGUAGUGUUAACAAUAAGGGUUAUCAACCGGAUACAACAAGCUAUGACUACGAUGCGCCCUUAACCGAAGCCGGCGAUUAUACGGAAAAAUAUAUAAUGGUUAAGGAACUUAUAAAAAAAUUCAGCAAAGUGAAUCUUAAUACCCCACAAGCUCCUUCAAUUACCUUAAAAAUUGCGUACCCCACCAUUAACGUAACGGGACAGUUAAAACUGAAGGAAAUUAUUGACAGGGUACCAGAGAAGUUUGAGUCUCCAACCCCGAUUUCCAUGGAACAUCUUCCGAUGAAUAACGGGGCAGGUCAAAGCUACGGGUACAUUACUUAUAAGAAGGAGAAUUUACACAUACCAGCAAAUUCGGUCCUUACCAUUGAAGGGCACGUGUGUGAUACUGUAAUGGUUUUGGUAAAUGGUAUGCUUGUUUCCAAACCGUUAAGAAGUGCGGUCGAUUUGAACGGUUUUGGGUACUGGAGAAUUGCUAACGGAAAGCUCCAUUUAGGAGUUGAAGAUGUGCAUAACGCAACUUUAGAGUUAGUAGUCGAAAAUUGGGGGCGAAAUAAUUUUGGGUACUUAGAACAAUUUAAUCAGUACAAGGGAAUAUGGCAGGGAGGCAUUUUAUUAAACAACGAUAAGUUAUUAAAUUGGCAAAUCAUUCCCAUGGAAUUCAAAAGGAAGUGGAAUGACAACUUAACAGGAUGGCACGUUCCUGAAGCUUUAUGGUUGGCAGGCCCUUCUAUGUAUAGGGCGAUGUUCGUGGUAAACGAACUCGCCGAUACAUUCAUAGACAUGAAGAAGUGGGGCAAGGGAAUUGUGAUCGUAAAUGGUUUCGUUUUAGGGCGAUAUGCAUCAAUGCUGGGUCCACAACAAACCUUGUAUUUGCCGGCGCCAUUAUUACGAAAAGGAACGAAUAGUAUAAUCGUAUUUGAACAUUUUACGGCGAGCGAGGAAAUCGCUUUCUCCAGCCAACCAAUAUUUUAUACUCCUGCGAUUAAUGGAGAUGUGCCGACUGUGAUAAAACAAAAUUAACUAUAUAUAAUCUGUAACAAAAAAAAAAGAUGUCAUUAAAAAUACAUUUUUAUUAUAACCCAAAAUCUUAUUAUGUACCUUAAAUAUAAACUAAAAAUUUU